Messenger RNA from Cotesia congregata, 1221 nucleotides. The record is from the annotation of a GenBank genome assembly. Lineage: Eukaryota; Metazoa; Arthropoda; Insecta; Hymenoptera; Braconidae.
AUGAUGCAAGCACAGCAACUGGUGACUCUAUCGGCUCCUAAGCCGGUUCCAAAUCUUUAUUAUCUGGUAGACUCACCAGGAAUUCCCCACAAUGGAGGAAAUCUACAGAGCGCAGGGAUUCCACACAGCGCGGGCAGUUCUGCAAGCAAUUCGCCGGUCCAAUUUGAACGUUUUUCAUCUCCAAAUCAUUUAGUGGACUUGAGCAGUCCUCAGGAGCACCGGCUGCUUCCGGAGUUCCAUCACCCUCACCAUCACCAUUUAGAACAUCUUCACAACCCGCAUCAUCAACAUCAACAGCAGCAGCAGCAGCAUCACCACCAUCAUCAUCCCCUUCAAGUUUAUCAAUCGGCUCCUACAAAUUUUUACAACUACUACGACUCCUACGAAGACAGCAAAAGAUCUCAAAAUUUGUCCCACUCCCAACUUGAUUAUGACCGACACGAUUCACCGGGAUUCAUCUCAGACCAAAGUCCUGAACACGAUCAAAUUUAUGUCCCAAACUCGUCUUCUCCUCUACAAAUGUACAACUCACCCGACGGUGGUGAAAGCGCUGGUGGAGCAGAUGAAAUUUCUUCAGAGUCACCCCAUUAUAAUAAUUCUCAAAACAGCGAUAUUGUUGAGUACAAACCAGUGAUUACGAACAAAAAAGUGCCGGGUAUUGUAAAUGCGAACAAACGCAAAAUAGUUAUGGAAGAAGCUUCCUCGUCUUCGAAAAAUUAUGAUCGUGAGAUUAAAACCGAGGGUGGAAUUAAAAGAAAACGAAAAGUUAGUGUUAAUGAUGAAUCUGAAAAUGAAAGUAUUGCUUCUUCUUCGGGAUCUAAAAGAAAAAUUCGCCGUAAAAGUGGUGCUAGCUAUGAAGAAAUUCAAAAUCAACGCGUUAUGGCUAAUGUAAGAGAAAGACAAAGGACUCAGAGCCUUAAUGAGGCUUUUACUUCUCUCAGAAAAAUCAUUCCAACUUUACCAAGUGAUAAAUUAAGUAAAAUACAAACUUUGAAACUUGCUACCAGAUACAUUGAUUUUUUAUAUCACGUAUUGCACGGCGUAGACAACUCAGAUAAUGGCAAUUGUCCAGAUGAUAGUGAUGGUCACUUGAAUCCGAGAAAUGCGAUUUUGGAGGCUCGAGAAAUAGCAGCGUCUACACCGUGCACAUACAUGGCUCACCAGAAGCUUUCAGAUGCAUUCAGAUUUUGGCGAAUGGAAAGUGAUUGGCAUCCCAACUAA